Merops nubicus (carmine bee-eater) is the source of this 689-nucleotide messenger RNA. It is a transcript of the gene FAM3B, whose product is annotated as family with sequence similarity 3, member B. The annotation marks the transcript as partial. NCBI's taxonomy places the organism in Eukaryota, Metazoa, Chordata, Aves, Coraciiformes, Meropidae. The transcript is spliced from 7 exons. The record is from RefSeq and is a predicted model, not a curated record.
AUCUUCUGAGAUUAGCAGGGCUUGUAUUGGUAUCAUUGGCUGGUUUGUACGUGGGGAACUUAUGUGCUACUCUUGUACCUGAAGUGACAAUAACAGCAUCUAUUGCUAAACUUCAAGACAUUGGAAAGAAACCAGUGUUGAGGGCUCCAGUUCCAAAAAGGCAGAAGUGUGAUCACUGGUCUCCCUGCUCACCUGGGAACUAUGCCUAUCGGGUUCUUAGUGGUGGUGGCAAAGGAAAGCUGGCUAAAAUUUGUUUUGAGGAUGAGCUGCUUAUAAGUGAAGAGAAGAGUAAUGUUGGAAGAGGUAUAAACAUUGCCAUUGUGAAUUAUAAAACAGGAAAAGUUACGUCGACAAAUUUUUUUGACAUGUGGGAAGGAGACCAUUCAGGAGAGAUGAUGGCUUUCAUUAAAAACGCACCAGAAGGGUCCCUUCUGUUGAUGGUGACUCAUGAUGAUGGAAGCACCCGGUUAAAAAGUGAUGCCAAAAAAUUAAUAGAAGAGCUGGGAAGUAAAGAAAUAUGGAAUAUGAAUUUCAGGUCAAGCUGGGCUUUUAUAGCUGCCAAAGGCUUCAAUCUGCCAGAUAAUAUCCAAAAAGAAAAGAUAAACCACUCUGACAAGAAGAAGAACAGAUAUGGUGGCUGGCCAGCUGAAAUCCAAAUAGAAGGCUGUAUCCCAAGAAACCUGAUAUGA